AUGAAAAUUUUGGAUGUAAUAGUUUUUUUAAAUAUUUUCUUUAUUUAUUUUUCAAAUAGUUAUCAUUUAGUUAUUGAUUUAAAUUUAAAAAAAAACUCAAAUAAUUCGUUAUGUGGUGAUUUUGAUUUUUUAUUAAAAAAAGAAAUAAACCCUCCAUGUAAUAGUUUUUAUGAUAUUGGGGAAAGAGCAAGAAACCUUGAAAUAUCAUAUGAAAAAGAGUAUACAUCAACUUUAUUUAUAUGGAUUAUAAAUAGAUAUAAUUUAUCGGAAAUAGUGGUUGAAAAUAAUGAUGAAAGUAAAAUAGGUAUUAUAAAUAACUAUUGUAAAGUUUAUUUUCAAGUAAUAGAUACAGAAUACACUGUAAUGGAAAAUACUAAAGUAGUAUUUAAACCAGCUGUUGAUAAUAUUAAUUUCAUGGUAACAAAUGAAACCAUAGGUUAUUAUAAAUGUAAUGAAAUAUUCAUAAAAAUGGACAACUUUGUGUUAGAAAAUUGGCAUUCAAGUUUUAUUAAUACAGUUUACCAAGAGUUUAAUAGUGGAUUUAUAAGAAACUUAAUAUUUGAAAAAGGUUUCUUUUUAAAUUCAGUAUUAUACAGCAACUCAUGGCUGAAGGACAUUCCAUUAGCAAGAAAAUUUAUUGAAUUUGAUGAAUGUAUCUUUACUGGCUACACUGAUACGAUAUUAUUUGUUUAUAUUAUAAAUAUAAAAAUAAACAAUUGUUUAUUUUUAAAUUCAAACACACAAAAUUUUUUUAUAAUUUAUGACAACUCAAAACUUAUUCUUAAUAAUAGUACUUUCAAUAAUAACACAUUUAUUCAAAUUGCAGAGUUUAGAAAUAACAAUGCCGAGGUAAUAUUUAACAACACUAUAAUUAGUAAUAAUAGCUUUCAAUUUAUCAUAGAUAUUUUUUUAAGUAAUAUGUUUUCAACAUUUAACAACUUACAUGUAAAAAUUUUAAAUACAAGAGUAUCAAAUAAUAUUAUAAAUGAUAAAUUUCAUCCAUUGGGACCAGUUAAUUUUAAAGAAAACAAUGCAAUUAUAUAUUUAAACUGCUAUCGAUUAGGUGAUGAUUUGAAAUACAUUAAUUUUGAAGACGACAAUACAAGUAUUGUAAUUUCAAAUUCUAUUUUUUCAUAUAAUUUUCCAGAAAAAAAUCAUAUCACAGGUUUAUUAUACACAGACUCCAAAAUGGAAAUUAAGAUAGAUAAUUCAUAUAUUGGAAGUGAAUUUUCAAAUGGUCUAAUAUCUCCUAAUGCAAAAAAAGUUAUAAUUAAAAACUCUCAAAUAUAUUCAAAAAACCCUAUUAUAGGUUCCAAUAUUAAUGUUUAUUUAAAGAAUAGCUCAAUUGAAAAUUUAAAGGGUAAUGGGGAUUUUAUAUUUAAUAAAACAAAACCUGUUUCUAGUAUAGUCGAAGAGGAUGACGGUAUAAAAAGCUUUAGAAAAAAUGAAGAAAGAAAAAAAAUAAUAAUUAUACCUUUGGUUUUGUUUUUUUCAAUACUUUUAAUAUCCUUUAUUACAGUUUAUUUAAUAUAUCGUAAAAAAGAGGCAGAUAAAAGAAAAACUAAAAAUGAAAAUCGAACUCUAUCACCUGAUGAUGAGGCAACUGGUGAAAGUUAA
Messenger RNA from Dictyostelium purpureum, 1617 nucleotides. RefSeq lists its product as uncharacterized. The coding region runs from base 1 to 1617 and encodes 538 amino acids. The record is from RefSeq and is a predicted model, not a curated record. The transcript has a single exon. Lineage: Eukaryota; Evosea; Eumycetozoa; Dictyosteliales; Dictyosteliaceae.